CAGGACCAGAAGCAAAAGUUUUAAUUGCGUUGCUGCCGUCGUGAUAUCGACGUCGUCGUUCCUCUGGCCAGCACCAGAUCCAGGUUCCGCGCGCGCCCUUCCGUAGAUUCCGGAUUGCAAUCGGCAGGUGAUUAUUACGCGUAACACAAACCGAGCAGUGAUUUUGGUAAAAGUGGUUCCGGAUGUCGUGAAAAUGGGCUUGAAAUUCCUGUUUAAAUUGGCCAUUUGCACCGUGGAUUAGGGGGGAAAAGUGAUUGUGGCCAGGUGCGGGAAAGGUGUGAUCAGGGUUCAACCCGUCAAAUGUUUGACCGACCGUGUUGUUUUCAAUAGUGAAGGUGGAGAAAAAAAAAUCUCAAGGGCGUAGUGCCUCGCAAUUCAGCUCGCUGAUGACGAAAGCGAAAGUGUGCGUUUUCUUUGCUGCUGCCGCUGCUCAGGAAGUGGGAAAAUGAAAAGUAAAGCCCCAAUAGCAGCUCAUUUGCAUAUCUGAUAACAGCAGAAACGAGGCAGAAGAAAUUAAAAAUAAAUAAGCAAAUACGUGAAACAACAAAUGAGUGAUAACAACGUGGCACGACGAGUUCAGUGAACAAGAAAAGCAAAAAAAAAAAAUAAUUUGGUGAUCAUCUUGUGUGGCACCACACAUUUGUGCAAAUAAUAUCACAAACGAUCGUCGAUAGCACGAGAGAGCCACAAUCCAACCCCAAAUGGAGACGUUUGAGCAGAAAAACAACGUUAAUCUACCAGUAAAGUUUCCAGGUGCCCCGAUGAAUCCUCCACUGGUGGACAACGGCGAGGAUCCACAUCCCAGCCUGUCCGACUGGCACGACUAUGAGCCGAACCUGGAAUUCGACGACACCGAACUGUCCCAGACGGCGCCCGAACCCGGAGGCACGGUCAUUUUUGACGAGGACAAUUUUUCCGGCGAGUUCGACGUGGUGUCCGAGGACGAAAUCAUCAAAACCACCCUCGAUCCGGACAAUUACGAAGAGCAGCUGAAAAUGGUGGAGCCCGACGAGAACGCCAUCCGGAAGGAGUUCAAACGGCGAAAAUUCAUCGAGUUUAUCGGCACAGACAAGCACGGCCAGCCCAUAAUUGCCAUCUACGCGUGCAGUUUGCCGGAACGGAAAGAUCUCAACACGAACAUCUUUAUCGAUUUUAUCAUCAAAUCGAUGGAAGAAUUUGUCCAGAACGAUUACAUUAUCGCGUACUUUCACCAAGGCAUGAAGGAUAACAACAAGCCGUCGUUGCAGUUUUUGUGGAACUCUUAUAAGGAGCUGGAUCGGAGUUUCAAAAAGAACCUGAAGAAGCUGUAUGUGGUCCACCCAACCACAUUCAUCAAGAUGGUGUGGUUCUUCUUCAAGCCGGUCAUCAGCGAAAAGUUCAAAAGCAAGCUCAUCUACACCUCCAGCCUGGACGAGCUGAAGCAGUCGUUGGGUUUAAACACGCUCAAGGUGCCGGACACUGUGCGAGAAUUCGACGAGAAGAUCAACAACAGCUCGCGGUACACGCUGCGGGGCAGCAAGACUAGUCUGAAGGCGAGCCGCUCGUCGGAACACAUCCCCCGGACGCACCAGUUUGGCGUGACGCUCCGGUUCAUCAUCGAGAACAGCGCCUGCCUCAACUGCAUUCCACCGAUCGUGCGCAAGUGCGUCGAUCAUCUGUCGCUGUCGGAUGUAAUCGACACCGAGGGUAUCUUCCGGCGGUCGGGCAACUACAACCGGAUAAAGGAGCUCCGCGAGAAGAUCAACUUGGGGGACGGCGAGGUGAACCUGAUGAAUGAGGACACUCACGUGGUCGCCGCCCUGCUCAAGACGUUCCUGCGCGAGCUGGAGGAACCGCUGCUGACGUACGAGCUGUACGACGACAUUGUCCAGUUUGCCGAGUGGACCACCGAGGAGCAGCGAUCGCGGAACGUCAAGCAGAUUCUGCGCGAAAAGCUGCCGGAGGAAAACUACGAACUGUUCAAGUACAUCGUCGAGUUCCUCGGUAAGAUUAUGGAGCGAAAAGAUUUCAACAAAAUGACCUCGUCCAACCUGGCCAUCGUGUUCGGCCCGAACCUGGUCUGGCCCAAACAGGCGCAGAUGUCGCUGGACGAAAUCGGUCCGAUCAACGCGUUCAUCGACUACGUGCUGCAGAACCAGGACGACAUCUACUUUGUCGAUAUCAACAAAAAGGACGGCGCCUACGAUUAACAGCGGCUGAUCUAAGUUUAGUUGAGUUGCAUUUCGUUUCGUUUCCCCCACGCCUCUUGAGAAGUGAGCACAAGUUGUUUUUAAUUGUAGACUAUUUUAGGGCAGCGAUUGAAGCGCGCGCGCACCCCGGAUAGGGACUAUCAUCUGUGUAAAGUAGGAGUAAAGUAAAAAACAAAACAAAAACAUUCUUUCAACCGCUAGUGAGAUAAGCAAACGUGAGGUUUAAGCCAGUUGGCGUCCGUGUAGAUAAAUGUGAGCGCGAGCAGCAGAUUUUAACCCUUCCCUUCUUCAAAAGUACGCCUGUUGAGUUGAGUGUGUGUGUGUGUAGAGAUGUCAUUUGAACCUACGAUAAUAGUCAUUACUGCAGUAAAUCAUUGUUAAUACUUUUUGAAUAAUUUAUACGAUUAAGACAAGAAUGAUGAAUGUUGUUGCACAAAUAAAAUGAAUAAAAGAGCGAGCGAAACCAAAGAGCGAGUGUGUGUAAGAAAAUCUCAGGCAUUUCCAGGAGGUUCUGGCGUGCCAAAAAUGAGCAUUUCACCCCUCCCAAAUCAGAAGUCUGUGGAGCAAACCAAUAUCAAAACCCGUCUGCAUGCUCUUGAGUCCGGUAAAUAAAUUAACAAACAAAAAAAAGUCAUGUUUUAACCUCUCACAGUCUACUACGAUAACUAAUCAACCAACCAGUUCUACUUAGAGCAAGUUUUAGCCACUAGACGACACUGAAAGGCAACCAUAUGGAUGGGUAGCAAAAGGUAUUGUUCUGUACAGUGAACGAACGCUUGUUAGGAUGAGUUGAAGUUUGGCACUCGUGUCGUUAGAGUUUACUGGAAGGAUGAUGUUUGAUUUCCACGGUUCCGAAGGGUCAUGUACAGAGAGAUUAGUGCUAAUAUGGAAAAUAAACGAUAACGGGAAAUUAGUGAAUAAUUA
Molecule: messenger RNA, 3113 nt
Organism: Culex pipiens pallens (northern house mosquito)
Lineage: Eukaryota; Metazoa; Arthropoda; Insecta; Diptera; Culicidae
Gene: RhoGAP68F
Product: rho GTPase-activating protein 68F
Exons: 9
Coding region: 702-2189 (495 amino acids)
Biological process (GO): negative regulation of endocytic recycling; small GTPase-mediated signal transduction
Cellular component (GO): cytoplasm
Molecular function (GO): GTPase activator activity
Source: RefSeq, a predicted model, not a curated record